UUUUAUUCGUUUAAUGUGAAUAAAAUUGAUAAUUAAUUCAUCGAAUUUAAUAGUGCAUAAAUUACUAUCACAUUUCUUUUUUAAAUUUAAAAUUGAAGUAAUUAAAGAGAAUUAUUAAGAGCAAUGGAUUUCGUUGAAAAUUUACAAUACUGAAAUUGUAAAGCGAAAUGAAUGGAAUUAUAGCAUUUGCAAUAUUUUUAAUUUAACCAACUGAUGAAAUUAAUGACAUGUUAUUUGUUUGGAGAAAUUAAUGAGGAUCUAAUAAAAUUUACUUUUUACGGAAGAAAGAUGAAGAAUAACACUGUGCUUUUAGCUGUUUAAUAUAUUAAAGAAAUUAUAUCUAGUCGGAAUAUACUUUUUAUUAUACGUAAAACCUUAAUAUAGAAUUUAAUUGCCAGAAAAAAAAGAAAUACCAGAAAAAAAAUUACUAAUUUGAAAACAAAAACAUAUAAUAAUGAAAAUUACAACAGUAAAAGAGCAUAAUAUAUUCGAAUAGUUAUACAUUAUUAAUUUUUUUAUAUUAAAAAAUGACUGAAGCUUUUAGUAAUAAUUUAGGAAGUCAUCUUGGUCGCCAUCUCCUUUAUUGGGCAAUAUCACAAUCGGAUAUAUGGUAUUUGGGUAGUCGAUGUGCUGAAUUAAUAAACAAAUUUAGUGGGCCGUAUGAACGUUGUUUAUUAACUUUAGAUGAGGAUGAAUUUGCUGAACUAUCAAUAAACAAUAAUUAUCCUUUAAAUUAUAAUCAUAAUAUAGAAAACUUUCAAUUGAAUAGUAAUUUAGAUGAAAAUAAUAAUGAAAUUGUAAAUGAUAUAAAUAAUAAUAAUAUCCAUAGCAAUUCUUACGAAUACAGUAAUAAUAGGAAUUAUCAUCAACUAGAUCAAAACGAAAUGUCUGCUAAUUUGAAUGAACGAAAUACUAGGAGAGAUGUGGAAACUCUGAACAGUACUAAUGGUGGACUGCUUUUGUCCCCCCCUCAUAACUCGUUACAUCAAAGAGAUUCUUCAAACAAUAUGCAAAUAACGCAACCGAACAGUGCACCAUCUUCACCACUGGCUUCGCCAGGUGCUAUUAGUAUUUCACCAGCUAGUUUUUGCAUGCAAUCUAGUGGAUCAUCAAGUACUGUAGAUACAGCCGAUCCUAACUGGCAAGCCACAAAAGCUACAGUUUUAGAGAGAAAUGCAGCCAUGUUUAACAAUGAAUUAAUGUCAGAUAUUAAAUUCGUUGUUGGUUCCGAUGACAAUAUACAGACUAUUCCAGCACAUAAAUACAUAUUGGCGACUGGCAGUUCAGUGUUUUAUGCGAUGUUUUACGGUGGUUUAGCUGAAAAUAAAUCUGAAAUAAAAGUUCCAGAUGUUGAGCCAUCUGCGUUUUUAACUUUGCUGAAAUAUUUAUACUGUGAUGAAAUUCAACUAGAGCCAGACAACAUAUUGGCGACUUUGUAUGCGGCAAAAAAAUACAUUGUUCCAAUCUUAGCUCGAGCAUGUGUUAAUUAUUUAGAAGUAAGUUUGACGGCAAAAAACGCCUGUCUACUUCUCAGUCAAUCUCGCCUUUUCGAGGAGCCAGAAUUGAUGCAAAGAUGCUGGGAAGUAAUAGAUGCACAGGCAGAAAUGGCGAUUAAAUCUGAAGGCUUCGUUGAUAUUGAUUUGAAGACUUUUGAAUCGAUUUUAUCACGUGAAACGUUGAAUUGUAAGGAAAUUCAUUUAUUUGAAGCGGCGUUAAAUUGGGCACAUAAUGCUUGCCAAAAGAUGGAAAUAGAUCCAACAGCUCAAAACAAACGUAGUGUUCUUGGUUCUGCUUUGCAUUUAAUACGUAUACCAACAAUGACCCUAGAAGAAUUCGCUAACGGUGUUGCUCAAACCGGAAUUUUAACGUCACAAGAGACAAUUGAUAUCUUUCUCAACUUUACAGCUAAAAAUAAACCACAAUUAAAUUUCGCUACAAAACCUAGAGCCGGACUUAAAACACAAGUGUGUCAUCGUUUUCAAUCAUGUGCUUAUCGUAGCAAUCAAUGGCGUUAUCGAGGACGCUGCGAUUCUAUACAAUUUUCUGUUGACCGUCGAAUUUUUAUUGUUGGUUUCGGUUUAUAUGGCUCAUCAACUGGAGCUGCUGAUUAUAAUGUUAAAAUUGAACUAAAACGUUUAGGUCGAAUUUUAGCUGAAAAUGAUACAAAAUUCUUUUCAGAUGGUUCUAGUAAUACUUUUCAUGUAUUUUUCGAGAAUCCCAUACAAAUCGAACCUGAUUGUAACUAUACCGCAUCUGUUAUACUAGACGGUAAUGAAUUAAGCUUCUUUGGACAGGAAGGUAUGUCAGAAGUUUGUAUGGGUAAAGUUAAUUUUCAAUUUCAAUGCAGCUCUGAGAGCACUAAUGGCACUGGUGUUCAAGGUGGCCAAAUACCUGAGUUGAUAUUUUAUGGGCCAACAAAUAUUUCAAAUGAUUGUAAUAGUCCAAUAAAUUCACACUGUACAUCACCAUUAAUUGUUGGCAAUGGUGUUGGCGGUAGCAAUGGAAAUGGUGUAGGUACUGUUUCUGCAGGCAAUUGUGAUGAAGUAAGCAAUCUUUAGAAUAAGUAAACUUUUCGUAUAUGAUUGAAAAUUAUAAUUAUGUCAAAACGUUUUAUCAAGAAAACAAACAAAAGAAAAUGUGUGAUAUUGAUCAAACCAAAUAUGUAUAUAUAUAAAACAGAAAUCAUUUUUAUUUUAAAUAAAAAUUUUUAAAGUGAAAAGGACGAACCAAUAAUAACACAAAUCAAUUUACUGCCAAAAAAAGACAGUUUUUUCCUUAAGGAAAGUACUAAGUUGGAAAGAAAUCCAAAAGAUUUUAAGUCAAAAAAAUUUUUCUUAAAGAACUUUUGACAUUUUUUAUAUAGAGUUUAUAUGGAACAAAAAAUUCUUUUCAACUGAGUACUAUUUAAAAUGAAUUAAAAAACUUUAGAACACAGUAAAUUGAGUGGUUGGAAAAUUAUUUUAAAUAAACAAAAUGAAUUAUUCUAAUAAUAAUAUUUAACAAAAUUCGUUUAAAACAUAAAAAAAGUAAAUACACACAUGUAUCUGUUUCUGAUAAAAUUCACACCAAAAAUAUUAUAAAUAACAUAAUAAAUAUGUGAAGGAUUUCUAGAAUAUCGAAAUUUAGAGCGAAUCACUUAAAAAAAUUUUAAAAAGAUUUCCAGAAAAUUUUCCAUAAAUAUACUCAGUUUUUAAAAGAAUCUUUUUGAUCUCUUGUAUUUAGGAAAACAAGAGUUUAACAGAAUAAGAGUAUUUUAGAUUGUAUGCAUACGCAUAUAUGUGUAUUUCUAAAAAGCUCAGGCUUUGUUAAAUUCUUGAAUGUACCCAUAUGUUUCAAAGUUGUUCGCAAUCAAUCAAAAUGAUAGAAAACCUUGAAUUUCAGAAGAGAAAAUCACUAUUUCUUUCAGAUCUUCGUAAUGGGAAAUAAUUCUACAUAGUAAAAAACCAGUAGAACAUACUGUUAUGUGCGUUUUAAAAUUGAAUAUAAAUAUUUUUGAUGAUUUUUGUUUUUAAAUUUUUUAAGCUUAAAUUUUUGUUAUUCAAAACAUUCAAGUUUUUAUUAAAAAAUAACUUUGCAAAGUUUAUGAAUAAUAAUUUUGAUUUCUAAUGAAAUAUGUAAACUAGUACUAGUUCAUAUUAACAUACAUACAACAGUACUGUUAUUAUUUUGCACGCUUUUAUACAGUAGCGUGCAAAAUAAUAACAGUAUGCUUAAAAGUGCUGGGUUGAAAAAUUUUAAUUCGAUUAAAAAUUACAUGUUCAGUAGUAUACAUUUUUAAUUUUAUACUAAUAAUUUCAUUUUGAUAUAACAAAAAAAACUUAAAAUAUUUCAGUCUUACAACAAUAGUUUCAUAAAAAUUGAAAAAUUUAGUUUGAAAAAAUUUUGGGUACUGCCGUUAAUUUCCACGUAGUCAUAUAUAUAUAUCUAUAUAAAACAAUGUAUAGAAAUCGAACACACAUAAUAUAAUGUAGAUAUGCAUGUUUUAUUUUAAUAUCUUCAAAUCACUCAAAACGUCUUUCAAUUUCGUAAUAAGAUAAUAUAUUUAAUAUAAAUGAGUAUGUAUAU
Condylostylus longicornis is the source of this 4065-nucleotide messenger RNA. It is a transcript of the gene lute, whose product is annotated as BTB/POZ domain-containing protein 6-B. Gene Ontology annotation, cellular component: cytosol. The record is from RefSeq and is a predicted model, not a curated record. Gene Ontology annotation, biological process: neurogenesis. NCBI's taxonomy places the organism in Eukaryota, Metazoa, Arthropoda, Insecta, Diptera, Dolichopodidae. The coding region runs from base 528 to 2558 and encodes 676 amino acids. Gene Ontology annotation, molecular function: protein binding. The transcript is spliced from 7 exons.